CAGAUCGAGAAAAAUUAACAAUAAUUUACACGUGCGGUUCCUGCACGCCAUCUACCGUUUUGCAACAUGUUCAAAGAACUACGCUUCUUAACACGUAGGGCGUAGGGUCAGUUAGCUAGCAGAUGAGGCUCGGACUACCGUAAACUCGCACCACUCCAGGUUCUUCGGAUGCCAAACUAACCUCUCCGGAUAAGCGUUGUCACAACCUUCCUAACAACCAGCCAGAAGACCCGAGCGAAUGGCCUUCGCACCCGUGUUCUGUGCACUGUUUUCUCUGCAGCGAGCUGUCAGAUAUGCAUAUUCAUCUCGCUUGUCAUUAUGUUCGUCGUGACACAGCAUGCUACUCCAUGCUCCUGAUGCACUCCGAUACCAAGCCGGUAGGAAAUCGGGUGGCUAGCGGUCUUGGUCCGGCUUCUGCUAUCAAACUAGGCGCAGUUGACCGGGAUUCCUGCAGGUGCUGGUGGCAACUGCAGAGCAUACUACCCAGGAACAGACACGUCGCUGGCCUUGAUAUCCACUGCUCCAGAUCACACCAGUCAAUGACGACUCAUGCUGCACCAAGGUCAACAGAGCUGACAUUCACGCUGAGAAUGUCGGUGAAUCUAAUACCUGGGCUUGAGGAUGUUGGUAUCUGCGUGCACACCUUGACGGGAAGCCAAGCCGCUCUGUCGGCCGCCUUACAGCGAAGAGAUUACUUCGGCCCUCCGCGAUGGGUCAAGACCUCAUUUCAUGUUCAAUAAACCAAUCAAGUUCCCGGAAGACACCGAGAAACCAGCCUCAUCCUUAACCAUGCGUAUUAAUGUAUUGUCUCAGAGACACUGGCGCCUGUGGAGUAGUGGCAAAGGACAGAGCCUCAACCGGCGUACAUUGUGUUGAGGCUGGGGGCCAAGAAGAAUGGCAGUCAUCCCCCGUAGUGACGGCUCGAGAGAGCGGACGUCUUUCUUGUUCUUCCUAUUUCUACAUCAUUCUCUGCCCUCCAUCAAUCCAUUGCUUGUACGCCAAAACCACUUAUCAGCCCCGAUAUUUACGCCCUGAGAUUUGCGCCCAUCUACCACAGUUUUGACAUUAAGCCAGUCAUUCCCGCUCGAAUGUGUUUUUGGCUCUUCGGCGAUGCCAUCCUGGCCUAACAUGGUCUCACUACCAGUUGACCAGACACCUUCACAUCGAAGAUCACCAGAACCUUCUCAAAAUCCUACAAGCUGCCAUGACGCGCCUUCCAUUACUCAGAACUGCCGACAUUCAUGCCCCGAUACUAGCACGAACGAUAACAUCAAGCGGCUUGAUUUCUCAGUCGCUUUGGCCGGGGACUGGAAGGAUAGGAUUCCUCGUCGACUCCCAGAAACGCCAUCAUAUGCAAAGACCAAGAGUCACGAUUCAAAGCCCGUGGACGCCAAUCAAAACUUUCUGACAUGCCUGUCAUCGAAUAUUUCCGCGUUAACUCUCAACCCUGACUCUUCACACCCGCCAGGCCAUCGAUCCGAUGUUGAGCUCUCAAUUUCUUUGGCCGUUCAUGAGAAGGCAUGCUUCACGACAGAUCAGCUAGGCGACGCGGGUGGCACCGUAGACUCCUCACGUGCAGAACACGAUAAUCAGCCCUCGAACUCGAUGACCAAGUUGGCCAUCACAACACGAGCCACGAAGAGAAUGAAACGCAAGCGUAACUCUACAGCCGAUGAUGACCAAGAAGAGGACGAAGAAGGUGACGGCGACGAUCGGCGUUGCAGCGACGGGAAAGAAACGCCGUCAUCAAACCGUCCGAUGGCUUGUCCUUAUCGUAAAUGGGAUAAAAAGAAAUUCAACUACCACGAGUAUCCCAAAUGCACAAAGAGCUUCCGCGACCUCACCGAUGUCAAGCAACAUAUCAAGAAGGAGCACGUUCUAGCUCCAUCUGAACUACCAAGCCAUCGUCGCCAGGGUUUUGAGAACGGUAUCAAUCAGUAUGUGGUAGACCAACUCAGGGACAGAAAAGAUCGCACGAAGAUACACGAAUGGCCGAGGUUGUGGGUCUUUCUUUUCAACGACGAUACCAACAUUCCCAGUUCUGACUACGAACCUUGCCAGGUAUUCGAGUCAAACGAGGUGACGGAUAUGAUGAAUCAGCUUGCCGGCCACUUCGGACCCCCUAACGUAGGCACCGACACUGCCAUAAGAAACAUUCAGUCCGCAUACCUUACAAAUCGAAACACAGUAACCCAUGUGACUGGAGCUCCGAAACGAAAGAAGGACGGGAGACAAAAGGCCAGGCAUCUCAACACAGGCGCACAAGGGACUCAACAGGUCACCAGCCUCGCCAACGACAGGUAUCGGAAACUUGCACCCAGAGCCGCUGAUGACAACACUCCUGCGCGUUCCGAGGACUUCACAACGGCCUCCUCCAUCAUGAGCUCCCGUGCCAGCCCAGUUAGACGCUCAGCUCGACUUACUUCCCAGCCGGCUCACAGUGUCUAUCCCCCCGUUCCUGAACCGUGGGAUAGUCUGCAACACUUCCCCGAAUAUGGCGCCGACUCUGGCUGGACAUCCAACGCUCGUGGCAUUGACCAAGACAUGACCGAAAAUGGUAACCAGGUCUAGAUGUGUCCAUUUGUGCUGGCAUUG
Molecule: messenger RNA, 2595 nt
Organism: Podospora pseudopauciseta
Lineage: Eukaryota; Fungi; Ascomycota; Sordariomycetes; Sordariales; Podosporaceae
Exons: 3
Coding region: 1111-2571 (486 amino acids)
Source: RefSeq, a predicted model, not a curated record